Molecule: messenger RNA, 1308 nt
Organism: Aspergillus terreus NIH2624
Lineage: Eukaryota; Fungi; Ascomycota; Eurotiomycetes; Eurotiales; Aspergillaceae
Product: NAD(P)/FAD-dependent oxidoreductase
Exons: 1
Coding region: 1-1308 (435 amino acids)
Biological process (GO): retrograde transport, endosome to Golgi
Cellular component (GO): cytoplasm; late endosome
Molecular function (GO): oxidoreductase activity
Source: RefSeq, a predicted model, not a curated record
AUGCCCACCGUCAUUCUCGGCGGAGGCAUCAUCGGUGCCUCCAUAGCCUACUACCUCUCGCAAUCCCAACCCCACGAUGAAAUCCACAUCGUCGAGUCUGCACCACAUCUCUUCAGCGCCGCAUCAGGCUACGCCGCCGGAUUUCUCGCCAAAGACUGGUUCGCCCCCGCCCUCACUCCCCUCGGCGAAUACUCCUUCAACCUGCACCGUUCCCUGGCCGCCGAACAUAGCGGCGCAGAGCAAUGGGGGUACAUGAGCGGCACGGCGCUGAACCUCGCCACCGAAGCGAGUAAGAAAACCGGCACCCGUGGCGACGACUGGUUGCGCGAUGGCACCAGUCGCGCAGAGACCGCCGCCGGGGCUAGCGCGCCAGUGCUCUCGGACAGCCCGGACUGGCUGACGAAACAGCAAGGCGCAGAGCUGGAGCAGAUUAGUGACCCCGACACUGUAGCCGUCGUCGACCCGCUCCGUCUGGCGACAUUUCUCCUGCAGGCAGCUCAGUCGCGCGGCGUGUCGCUGCAUCAUCCGGCGAAGGCGAUCUCACUCGUCACCAACAGAGUCAGCAAGACGAUCACCGGCGUGAACCUCGUCAAUCUCCACACCAAGUCUGAGUCCACCAUUCCCUGUACGAAUCUCAUCGUCGCCGCCGGCCCAUGGACCCCGGCGGUCUUCCACGAGCUCUUUCCCUCGUCCCGGGCGAGGGUGAACAUGACGCCCUUGGCGGGCUACUCACUCGUCCUGCGCUCGCCGCGACAUACCCUUCAGCAUGAACAGACGUACAACGGCCGCAGCCACGCCGUCUUCACCACGCAUCCUCCGGAAUGUGGGUUCAGCCCGGAGAUCUUCUCGCGGCAGGGUGCAGAGAUCUACAUCGCGGGGUUGAACCCGGAUCUGCGGUUGCCGCCGCGAGCGGAGGAUACAGCGAAGCUGUUUGACGAUCGCGAGAUGAACAAAUUGAAGGAGGUGACGGUGAGGCUGAUGGGGCGGCUGGUAUCAGGACAGCCAGAGUCGACGGACGCCGUGCGCAAUAUCGACGACCUGGAGAUUGUGCGGGAAGGACUGUGUUUCCGGCCUGCGAUGGCGUGCGGUGUGCCUGUCGUCGCAAGAGUGGAUGACGACGUACUGGGAGGAUUGCGCCCCGCUGCGACGGGCGGCGUGUUCCUCGCUGCUGGUCACGGACCCUGGGGCAUUUCCCUGUCGGUUGGCACCGGCAAGGUCAUUGCAGAUAUGGUCCGGGGGGUGCAGCCUGCGGUGGAUGUCAGCGGGCUAGGGGUGGAGGUGGACGCAGGGUAUAAGAGUAAGCUGUAG